Molecule: messenger RNA, 1913 nt
Organism: Amblyraja radiata (thorny skate)
Lineage: Eukaryota; Metazoa; Chordata; Chondrichthyes; Rajiformes; Rajidae
Gene: unga
Product: uracil DNA glycosylase a
Exons: 7
Coding region: 283-1275 (330 amino acids)
Biological process (GO): base-excision repair; base-excision repair, AP site formation via deaminated base removal
Cellular component (GO): nucleus; mitochondrion
Molecular function (GO): uracil DNA N-glycosylase activity
Source: RefSeq, a predicted model, not a curated record
CUGUGUCUGUGUGUUGGGGGUUGGGGGUGCACUCUGUUCCCCUUUGCUGGGCCGCUUUCUGAGUAUUUCCGGGAGGGGGUGGGGAGAUUUCAGAUAUGUAGGAUGUGUUGGUGUAGUUUUAGCUCCGCCUUACAGAGCUGGCGCGAAAAAAGCCACAUGGGCGAGAGAGAAAGUCAGCGCUGAAAUCCCCUUGUGUGGACUGACUGUCUUUUCACCGGGUGAACCGAACUGCUCAGAAAGGCCGAAAAUAUUCAUUUAUUUAUAGGGAAACAGUUCUCCAAUAUGAUCGGGCAGAAAUCCAUUAUAUCCUACUUCAACACGCGAGCCAAGAAAAGAAGUUUGCUUGAAGUUACAGAAGAUGAUUCGAAGGAGAAAGAGGGCAUUAAUCAGGAGCACGGAGACCGGGCGCCGGGGAAGAGACUGCGGCUGGAGCCCGGGCUGGAGCUGAAGCUGGAGCUGGGACCAGGAGCAGGAGCAGGCGAGGAGCAGCAGCAGCAGCCGGGGGGACCGGCCGAGCCCCGCAUCCCGCUCAGCCCACAGCAACGGUCCCGCAUCGAGAUCAACAAACAAGCGGCUCUGCACAGACUCGCCGCCCGCAUGGCGCCGCCCGGCCUCGCCCACAGCUGGAAGACUGAGCUGCUGGCCGAGUUCACCAAGCCCUACUUCACCAGGCUGACGGAUUUUGUCACGGCUGAGAGGAAGCGCUGCACGGUUUACCCACCGCCUCACCAAGUCUUUGCCUGGUCCGAGCUGUGUGAUAUCGACAAUGUGAAGGUGGUGAUUCUGGGCCAGGACCCUUACCAUGGACAGAGCCAGGCCCACGGGCUAUGCUUCAGCGUCAAGCACCCCAUUGCCCCCCCGCCCAGUCUGGAAAACAUGUACAAGGAGCUGGAGACGGACAUCGAAGGCUUCGAGCGACCUUCCCACGGGGAUUUGACGAGCUGGGCUAAGCAAGGCGUGUUGCUGCUGAACGCUGUGCUCACGGUGCGAGCCCACCAGGCCAACUCGCACAAGGACAAAGGCUGGGAGAACUUCACUGACGCGGUGGUGUCUCGCCUCAACCACAGCCGGGACGGCCUGGUGUUCAUGCUGUGGGGAGCCUACGCACUGCGCAAAGGCAGCGUCAUUGACCGGAGGCGGCAUCACGUGUUACAGACGGUCCACCCGUCCCCGCUCUCCGCCCACAGAGGCUUCUUCGGGUGCAAGCAUUUCUCCCGGACCAACCAGUUUCUGAAGCAAGCGGGGAAGACCCCCAUCGACUGGAGUCUGGCGUGAGUCCGCUCCUGAGGUGGGGGGACGGACGUCGGUGGGAUCACACUGGACACCCAGGACCCUGAAAUCCACAGGUCCACCCUUGACCAAGGGUGGGUUCGAUGUUAAUUGUGGGUCACAGUUAGUAUGUUUAAGGUCUUGUCUAAAGUGAACUGAAUUCUAAAGCCCGCAUUGUAUCUUUCUAAUGUUUGAGGUCUUGUACAAACGGAACUCAAAUCUAAAUCUCUCGUUGUAUGUUUCCAAUGAGUAGUGUCUUACACAAAUGGAACUAAAAUCUAACACCCAUAUUGUAUGUUUCCAAUGAGUAGUGUCUUACACAAAUGGAACUAAAAUCUAACGCACAUAUUGUAUGUUUGCAUUGUUGAGAUUUUGUACAAUCAUAAUUAAAAAGUUAAAAGUUCUGGUUGAACAGAUCUGAGUUAUAAUUUUGUUCGCAUGGUCAGUCCAUCGCUGAACAAAAUAUAAUUUUAUCUGCAGCAUUUCGAGUGAUGAGCCUCUUAAUCUAGUAUGACUAAAGUUUUAAAUAUUAUUUCACUGAACUGUACAUAUUUACAUGCGUUCCGUUGUUGACGUUUUGCUUGCUGUAAAAUUGCUCCAGCAUUUACUUGUGAAUAUGUUAAAUAAAAUUGGUAUUUCAAUUC